AUGCCUUCAAAUGAAUCAUUCUCAGUCGCAAACGGCCACAGCGAGAAUGACUGGUCUGUUGACCCAAGUCAAUUCGCCUUUACGCCCCGAAAGCUCAGGGUGGUUUGCAUAGGCGCGGGCUUCUCGGGGUUGAUACUGGCGUACAAGCUGAAGCACGAGAGACCAAUGGACUUUGUCGAUUAUACUAUUUACGAGAAGAAUCCAGAGGUUGGAGGAACGUGGUACGAGAAUAUCUAUCCCGGGGUUGGAUGUGACAUUCCUGCCCAUAGCUAUGUCUUCCCCUUUGAACCAAAUCCUAAUUGGUCCAAGUUCUAUGCCAGCGGAUCAGAGAUCCAGGACUACAUCGUCAACACGGCGGACAAGUACGGUCUCAGAGACAAAAUCACAUUCAACACAAAGCUUCUACAAGCGGUUUGGAACGAAAGGGAUGGAAAGUGGAAACUCACGCUGGAGCAGGCAGGCUCGCUCAUCGAGGACGUGGCCGAUGUUGUCCUGGAUGGUAGUGGCAUCCUAAAUCAAUGGAAAUGGCCCGAUGUCGAGGGCCUGGAUUUAUUUCAAGGAAAACUCCUUCAUAGUGCCCGAUGGGAUCCGGAUUACGACUGGACGGGAAAGAGAAUUGCCGUUAUUGGCAACGGAUCUUCUGCUCUGCAGAUAGUUCCAGCACUCCAGCCAAAGGCUAACAAGAUUGUCAACUACAUCCGCCGCGCGACCUGGGUGUCCACGAAUCUCUGCGGGAAUCUGACCAAAGAUGGCAUGGGGACGAACUUCGAAUUCACAGAGGAGGAAAAGCAGCAAUUUAGAGAAGACCUUGUGGACUUUCUCAAGUACCGCAAGACAGUCGAGAACUCGGUCAACUCCGUUUUCCGACUCAUGCUCUCCGGCUCCGAAGAGAACAGAUUCCUGUUCAAUCUCGUCGACAGCGUUAUGCGAGCCCGGCUGUCCAAGGUCCCAGAGUUAGCCGACAAGCUCAUUCCAAAGUAUGAAAUUGGAUGCCGCCGUCUUAGCCCCGGAGACGGCUAUCUCGAAGCACUGCAGGCCGACAACGCGGAGAUCUGCUUCGACAGCAUCCAACGCAUUACCGAGACCGGUAUUCAGACAGACAAAGGAGUUGAGGAGUUUGAUCUGAUCGUCUGUGCCACCGGAUUCAACACGUCUUUCAUUCCUCCCUGGGAGCUCGUCGGUCGAGACGGACGAAGUCUCGACGAGGAGUGGAAGGAGAAGCCCGAGGCGUACUUCUCUGUCUGCGCAGCCGGUAUCCCGAACUACUUUAUGUUUGCUGGCCCGAACUGCCCCAUUGGCCAUGGCUCUGUACCGCAGAUGCUCGCCUGGACGGCCGACUAUAUGUUAGAUUGGGUUCAAAAGAUAGCAAUCGAAGAUAUCAAAUCGGUUGCCGUCAAAGACUCCGUCGUCCGUGAUUACAACAUCUACGCGCAGGAGAACCUUAAACGCGCGGUCUGGUCCAAGGGCUGCCAUGCCUGGUACAGCAAGAAGAGCAAGGGAGAGGGCGUCACGGUCACGGCAAUGUAUCCAGGAAGUGUCUUGCACUACAAGGCUGUCCUGCGCACCAUUCGCGGCGAACAUUUUGACAUCCGGUACAACACGACUAAUCCGUUCCGGUAUCUUGGAAAUGGGGAGCUGGCUUGGGAGCGAGGAGAGGGAGCGGAUCUGGCGUUUUACCUGAAGUAG
Molecule: messenger RNA, 1686 nt
Organism: Aspergillus lentulus
Lineage: Eukaryota; Fungi; Ascomycota; Eurotiomycetes; Eurotiales; Aspergillaceae
Product: flavin-containing monooxygenase
Molecular function (GO): N,N-dimethylaniline monooxygenase activity; NADP binding; flavin adenine dinucleotide binding
Source: RefSeq, a predicted model, not a curated record